AUGGCCCAAACAACAGCAACGCUGGCUAAACUAAAACCAGUCUGGAGAGAUAAUAACAUCACUCUCAGAUCCAAGUUGAAACUCCUGCAUGCACUUGUGAUGGAGACAUCUUCUUGUCUGCUUAAAAUCCUGGACUUUAACAGCAGAACUGCAAAAGUAGAUUCAGCUAUUUAUUUCUUCCCACAGAUCAUCUUCUACGAGGAUAGGAACUUCCAGGGUCGGCACUAUGAGUGCAGCUCCCACUGUGCCGACCUCUCCCCUUACUUCAGCCGCUGUAACUCCAUCCGUGUCAAGAGUGACUGGUGGGUGGUGUACGAGAGACCCAACUACAUGGGAUACCAGUAUGUCCUGAGCAGGGGAGAGUAUCCUGACUACCAGCGCUGGAUGGGAUUCGAUGACUGUGUCAAGUCCUGUCGCAGUUACCCACCUUACCGAGGAGGCACCUACAGGAUGAGGAUUUAUGAGAGGCCUGACUUUGGAGGCCAGAUGAUGGAAUUCAUGGAUGACUGUCCCUCUGUCUACGAUCGUUUCCGUUACCGUGACAUCCACUCCUGUCAGGUGAUGGAUGGUUACUGGAUCUUCUAUGAACAUCCCAACUACAGAGGCCGACAGUAUUUCCUGAGACUCGGGGAAUACAGGAAAUACAUUGACUGGGGUGGCUACAACUCAGCCAUUGGGUCCUUCAGGCGCAUGAGGGACUUCUAG
Molecule: messenger RNA, 705 nt
Organism: Mobula hypostoma (lesser devil ray)
Lineage: Eukaryota; Metazoa; Chordata; Chondrichthyes; Myliobatiformes; Myliobatidae
Product: gamma-crystallin S-1-like
Exons: 3
Coding region: 1-705 (234 amino acids)
Biological process (GO): visual perception; lens development in camera-type eye
Molecular function (GO): structural constituent of eye lens
Source: RefSeq, a predicted model, not a curated record